AUGACCUUCGUGGACCCAAGGGCGCCAGUCCAGAGGAGGGCGCAGUCCCUCGCGUACAUCAACGGGUACGCGGUGCCCGGCGAGAGGUCCACGGGUCUCAAGCCCGAGGUCUCCGCGCCUCCCCCGGCCCCCGAGCAGCUCAAGGAGACCACGCUGCCGAUGUCCACGCUCCCUAAGUUCGUCGCCUUCGACCGCAAGGUGCUUCGCUGGAACUGCUACUUCAAGGAGUCCGUGACCGAGAGCGCGGUGGAGAACCACCGCGUGCGCAAGUGCACCAUCUACAUGUACCUCGAGGACGAGUCGGUUCACGUGGAGGAGCCCAGGCAGCCGAACAGCGGCAUCCCCCAGGGCGUCUUCCUCAAGCGCCACAGGGUGCCCAAGGACAACGAGGGCGGCGUGUUCGGCCCCGCGGACAUAUCCGUCGGUAGCACGUGCACCAUGUACGGACGCACCUUCUUCGUCGUCUCCUGCGACGCGUUCACCCGCGAGUACCUCACCGGCGCCCUGGGCCUGGAGGUGGCCCCGGACGGCGCGUACCCGGAUGAUCCCAUCGACGGAUACAGGGCGACGCUCAAGAAGGACACGAGCGCCAACCCUUACCCGCCCGCGCCCCGCGACGAUGUCCUCGCCGCUUACAUCGAGGCCGCCGCGGGCAAGCCGUCCAACGCGCUCGCCCCCGAUAAGCUCAAGAAGUUUCUCGCCAACGACCGAAAGGUGCUCCGGUUCUUCGCCGUGUGGGACGAUCGCGGCGCUCUGUACGGCGAGAAGAGGCCUUUCGUCGUGCACUACUACCUCGCAGACGAUUCCGUGGAGGUCCUCGAGGUGUCGGAGCCCAACAGCGGCCGCGAUCCCUUCCCCGUGUUCCUCAGGCGCCAGCCGCUCCCCAACAAGCCCCUGGAAGUUGACGCCCUCGGCCCCACGAAGAGCACGACCACGUACACGCACAAGGACUUCGUCGUCGGUCAGUACGUCAAGGUUUACAACCGCGACUUUUACCUGUACGACGCGGACAACUUCACCAAGGCUUGGUACAUCGAGAACGAGGGGAUGUCCGCGGCGGACUUUCCGGAGAUUGACGUCGAGGAGAAGCCGCUUCCGAUUCCGCAAAACGCCGUGCCCCCCUACAACGGAUUCGGCGGGCUCGAAGACUCGCUUCAGAACUGCAUCGCGCUCAUUCCCAAGCCCGUCGCUCCGGACUUUCACAAGCAGAUGGACUACGCCAGGACCAUCUUACGGUACAAGGCGAAGAUUGCGCCCGGGGAGCAGUACGAACUCUCGGAUAUCGACGCGGAGCGCGACUUCAUCUUGAGCGUGUACCUCGCCAACGACACCAUCGCCAUCUACGAGCCACCCGACCGCAAGCGCAACAUUCCCGCGCACAUCACCGGCGGUAAGUUCCUCGAGAGGCAGACGGUGUUGAAGCCCGGUUCCGCGGAGAAGUACGAGGCGCACGAUCUUUACGUCGGCGCCGUCGUGAGCGUGUUCAGACGCAACUUUGUGCUCACAGAGGCGGACGAGUACUCGUACCAGUUCAUGGAGCAGCACCCGGCGAGUUUCCCGAGGUCCGAUUUCGACCAGGUGCUGAUGCGGAUCAGGGCGCAGCUGGAGGGUAUGGAGGCGGAGGUUUACGGUACCUUCGCGGGUAAGGAGGUGACCGAGGAGUCGCUCACCGCGGCGCUGUCGGCGUGCGGCGCGCAGUUUGUCAAGCAGGAGGUUGUCACCGUGCUCCGCAAAGUUGCCGGCUCGGGAGACGCGUGGCUCGCCGCGCUCGGGUUCCAGGCCCCCGCGUAAACGCGUGUGUAUGAAUUUGCUAAAAUCUCAAUCAAUC
This is a messenger RNA of Micromonas commoda, 1828 nucleotides long. RefSeq names its product protofilament ribbon protein of flagellar microtubules (gene RIB72). Gene Ontology annotation, cellular component: axoneme; mitotic spindle. Gene Ontology annotation, biological process: mitotic cytokinesis; cilium-dependent cell motility; mitotic spindle organization. Gene Ontology annotation, molecular function: alpha-tubulin binding. The transcript is spliced from 3 exons. Lineage: Eukaryota; Viridiplantae; Chlorophyta; Mamiellophyceae; Mamiellales; Mamiellaceae. The record is from RefSeq and is a predicted model, not a curated record. Bases 1 to 1791 code for a protein of 596 amino acids.